UGAUUAUCAAGGCCAAUAUUUAGCAUUUGGCUGAUAGUAUUCGUGUUUUAGUUAUCCAUAACUUAUAGAAUGAAUCAAACAAUUGCUUUUAUAAUGUCGAACAACCACUUUAAGUAGGCUCACCUGAAAAACUAAUGACCAAAGCUGUCUGAGAUUGAUGUCAGUGAUGGAAACUGACAGGAGAAGCAGCACAAUUUUUACCAACGGUGAGCAGGAAGAAGAUCAAGUAACAAGCCAAUAGAGGGCAUAUCCCCAUCUGUGAAAGAGACAGGCAUCGGGACAUAUGUUCUCUUACUGUGCAUGUUAAUAUACUGUCUAUAUACCAGGUGUCAACUUGUAGAACAUCAAUUUAAUAGGAUUUAAGUCAGACUAACAUGUUUAAAUUUAAAAAAUCUGGGGCACAGGUGGCCUAGUGGUUUAAGGCACGCCCCAUGUUCGGGGCAGCCUGGGUUCAAAUCUGGCUUGUGACUCUUUCCCACAUGUGUCUCCUGCUCUCUCAUCCCUGUUUCCGACUCUAUCCACUGUUCUCCUCGAUCAAAAAAAGGCACAAAAAGCCCAAAAUAAAUUUAAAAAAAAAAGAAGUUAAAAUCCAGUUUUGUUCAAACUAACACAAUAAUUCAACCUUUUCUAACAGCAUAUAAACAUCCUGAGUGGCUGGAAUGUAAAUAUAUAGAAAAUAUUAGCUAUAACUGAUGGACACUAUCAGCCUUUUCCACCGGCGUGUGAACGAGGAGGUGUGACCUGCAGUGUAAAAUUGUUUUGAGCAGUCAGAUGACUAGAAAAGUGCUUUACAUGCUCAAGUCCAUGUACCAUUUCCCAUAGCUAUAGAGUUAAAAUUCCUCUUUUACUGCAGCCUGUGAAGGUAUGGGACAUGGUAGCGAGCCAAAACAAUAAAGCAGCAGCUGGUCAGCUCAAAAACAAGAUGAAACCUCUGUUACCCACUGCGCUGUUUUUUUAAUUCAUGUCCCAAAAAACAAAAUAGGUUAUAGAUGUUUUAAAGAUGUAAAAUGAUCAGAUAUUAAGGGGCUUAAUAUGCUAUAAAGCCUGUAAUUUGUUGUUUAUUCAUAACUUUAAUGAACCAUAAAUGUACUUAAAUUAGAACAAUGGUGAAAGCUUUCACAGUUGUCUCUAACAGCACCUUAGCUGAGAUUAAGUGAAUUAAUAUUCCUCCUAGCAGUAAUACAGUAAGAAAUAGUGUUUCUUUGGUCUGUCUGAGCAUCUAUAAAGUGUUGGUGCUAUUCUGUCUGUGUGUGGAGACUCCAUGGAGACUGUAACAGCAGUCCCUUGUCCCCUCAUUUAAAGGCUGCAGCCCUUGAAAAAAAGAGGAUAAAGAUGCUAAAAGAGCUAUGAGUGUGUAUGUCAGUGCCAGUUCCUGCAGCCACCCCCUUUGAGCUGAGUCUUUGUCACCAAGUGUAGACCACAACACUCAUUUAACAGCCUCUUUUGUUGCUCUGUGUGCCCCGUCUAACUCCUCCGCCUCAGUGGAACAAACAGAUGCUUUACACUACCGUUUAGUAACGCUGCAAGUGGAGCUGAUCUGGAGCAGAGGAUGUUUGCGACCGUCCUGUUUGGAGACAGCAGGAUGGAAAUACUCAAUCUCAACUGCAAACUGAUAAACUUCAUCCAUUAUCUAAAGGAAAUGUGCAGUCUGGACUUUAAAGAGUGUGUGGAUUUGCUGGACAGCAGUGGUAGAGUGAUGAAUCUGGAGAGGCAGCAGCACAGUUUGGCUCUGGCCAGCAGCGUGUUGGUAGAGAGACAGUUCUAUGUCCUCCUUAAAGUUUGUCGAGAUCCUGAUACUGGAGGGCUGAAAUAUGUAUCUCUUCUAAACAAUUUCAGUCAGAGUCAUCCUGAGUUAGCAGAGCUACUGAGGAAACUUUCGAACCCCAACAAGGAGCAAGACAGAAAGAUUAGAGGUGGUCGAACCAGGACCAAAAACAACUCUUCAAAUCACAGGAACCACAAAUAA
Messenger RNA from Cheilinus undulatus (humphead wrasse), 1966 nucleotides. RefSeq lists its product as uncharacterized. The transcript has 5 exons. Lineage: Eukaryota; Metazoa; Chordata; Actinopteri; Labriformes; Labridae. The record is from RefSeq and is a predicted model, not a curated record. The coding region runs from base 1550 to 1966 and encodes 138 amino acids.